AUGGAGGAGGAGGAGAAGGCCAAGGAGCGGAGCAACCGGAAGGACCACUGGCUGUGCCCCGGCAUCGUGGUCAAGGUGAUGAGCAAAUCACUAGCCGAGAAGGGGCACCAUUACUACAAGCACAAGGGACUGGUGAAGAGGGUGAUAGACAGGUACGUCGGGGAGAUCGAGAUGCUGGAGAGCAAUCAUGUCGUCAGGGUCGACCAAGAUGAGCUUGAGACCGUCGUCCCGCGGAUCGGCGGGCUUGUGCGGAUCGUCAAUGGCGCCUACCGGGGAUCGAACGCGAGGUUGCUCUCGGUGGACACGGAGAAGUUUUCCGCCAAACUGCGGGUUGAGAAGGGCCUCUAUGAUGGGAGAGUUCUCGAGGCUGUCGAGUACGAGGACAUCUGCAAGAUUGCUGAUUAG
Molecule: messenger RNA, 405 nt
Organism: Triticum turgidum subsp. durum (durum wheat)
Lineage: Eukaryota; Viridiplantae; Streptophyta; Magnoliopsida; Poales; Poaceae
Source: the annotation of a GenBank genome assembly